UUUGGCCCAGAGAGGAUGUCUUGACGCGCGUCCGCUCACCACCACACACACUUGCGAAGAGAGUCCCUAGAGAGAGCCGAGCCAGAUCAGUCCAGCCCAGAGUCCAAGGACUCCGCUCCGCAGGCCAAGAACACUACAAAACCAACAAACAGAAAACAGAAAGCGUUGGCCAAGAACCUAGAACCUGAACGCUUCGCUGGAUUUGCAACUGACGAAUUCGACACGCCGCCAAUCCUGGUGACGCAGCGACGCGAUCAGCUCCCGAUUUCAUGGCACUAAUGAUGUCGCGUCGCCCACAACAAAAAAACAACUACCGCAACAACAACAAAAGCAGAAACAGCAAAAUCCACAAGCGUCAUCGAGUCCGUUCCACAAGGAAACUCGCGUUUCACCUGAGCGUGUGUGCGGUUUCGCGUGUGUGUGUGCCUGUGUCUAAUUUGCGUAUCCACUAGAGAAAAUUCGAAAAUUAAAAGAAUUCAAUAUCAAAUCGAGUAAAAUAUCCCCCCGCCGAGUUACGGGAGCUCCCCUUAUCGCGUUCACAAAUUGCAAUCAAAACAAAUCACUGCGAACCAUCCAAAUUGCAAUUAAUGCCAAAGCGCCUGCAUUUCGACCAUAAAAGACGUACGUGAACUGUGGUCAGUGGUCAGUGAUUAGAACUUUGUAACGCCAGCGAUAUGGACUUCCAGAGCGCCAUGGAGACCUUUGCCGAGGCUUGGGUGGCCGCCAAUGCCGGCCAGCAGAGUCAGGCUUUGGCUUUAACCAGAGCUGCCAAUGCGGCCGCCGUUGUGGCCGCUGCCAAUGCCAAAUCGCCGAAUGUCUCCUCCGCUUCGGCCAGCCUGGCCGAUCUGGCCGUCAAGAAGGAGCACUCACUGUCGCCGCCCCACAGCGUGGUGGGCGUGGCCGGGGAGGAUCAGCUGCGCAGGGCCUCGCUGCAGGGCGUCCAGGAGAAGCUCACCCAGCUGCAGAUGCAGCAGCAACACCACCAACAGCAGCAGCAGCAGCAGCAACAGCAACAGCAGCAGCAGCAACAUCAUCAUCAGCAGCAGCAACAUCAGCAGCAGCAGCAGCAGCAAUCGCAGCAGGUGGCGGGUGGCGGAGUGGGUGGUGAACUGGCUGGCCGAAGGUCUUCGGAGGGCACACCACCCACCAACCACCCAACGGCGAGUGUCGAGGGACAGGCGCUCUCCUCCUCCACCGCCUCAUCUAGUCAGAAUGCCACGCCCAAGAGCGAUCGCGAGCGGGAGAGGGAGAGAGAGAGGGAGCGGGAGAGGGAGGAGCGCGGGGAGCGGGGCAGCAUAUCCUCUCCCCCAGCCGCACUUGGAAUGGCCGUGGGUGUCCAGCAGGCCCAGCAGCAGGCGGAGAAGCUCCUCAGCCAUCCCGCCUUGGACUCGCGACGGGAGUUCGACGUCAGCAAAGUGAAUCCCAAAUCACUUCCACUCCAUUGUGUGGUGGAGUCGGUGCACUCGCUGCACGCCUCCCUCACCAUCGACAGUCGCCAGCCCUGGAAGAGGAGGCCCAACAUCGAGACGGACAGCUAUGUGAUCAUCGCCGCAGCCACGCCCUGGAGCGAAAUCGUCCAGACGGCCCUCCAGAGGCUGGGAUACUCCCAGGAGGUGGCCAACACAGCCAGAGGCUCUCUAAUAAUCAAACACUGGAAACCCAUUCCGCUAGAGCAAAUAUCAGACAACCCAGCGGUGCCCGUCAGCGAUAUUGUGGGCGAACUGACCUCGGUGAUCACUUUAAGGAUCGUGAUCCUUCGGCCGAAAACCUCUCCCUUUGGGGAAAUCAAGGAUAAACUACUGAAGCUGCUCGUUCUGCAGUCGCAUGCGGUGCUCCGCUCCACAGGAUGUCCUCUGGAUGAGGUGACGCUAUCCCAGAUCUGCCGUAGUUCCCAUCAGAAUACCUACGCUUUGCCUGGUGGCGAGAUCUCCGAUGAGCUGCGCCGCAAGUUCGACCAGUGGUGGUCCAACCAGCUCUCCCCCCAAGCGGCGGCCAUGGCGCCCAAGAUGCUGCCGUUCAUGACGGGACCUUCGGCGGUUCCCGUUCCGGUGGCGGUGCCCGGGGAGAUGGACUUCCCAGUGGGCACGGCGAUGGCGGCGGCGGCGGCUGCUGCGGCUCACGCUGCUGCCGCCGGAGGAGCAGCGGGUGGCAAUCCCCUGGGAUCGAUGGGCAGCCGGGAGAGCCUUUUGCUGGCCAACGAGGCGGCCCAUCAUCCGGGAGCAGGACAGGCUCCGGUGCCAGGACACCACGCCAACAUGCUGGUGCACCCGAUGCACGCCUCCAUGCACCACCAUCACCACCACGGCGGUGGUGGUGGCCAUGGACCGCCGUAUCCCAACCAGAAGACACGCAUGCGCACCAGUUUCGAUCCGGAGAUGGAGUUGCCCAAGCUGCAGAAGUGGUUCGCGGACAAUCCGCAUCCCUCGCGCCAGCAGAUCCAAACCUAUGUGGUGCAACUGAAUGCCUUGGAGUCCAGGAGGGGCAGAAAACCACUGGAUGUGAACAAUGUGGUUUACUGGUUCAAGAACGCUCGGGCGGCACAAAAGCGGGCGGAGAUGCGAGGCGGGAGUUUGGGGAGUGCGAUGAGUGCUUUGGGCCAUGCGGCCAUGAAUGGUUACUUGAGCCAACACGCUCCUUUGGGCCAGAACUCGAGCAGCAGUGCCGGCAGCCAGCCGAUGAGCAUGGGCAACCUCUCCAUGUCGCACGACUAUCUGAAGAGUCCGCUGAGUUUGAAGUCGGAGGACAUUGACACCAUGUCGCAGCACUCGGAGGACAUGGACGAGGAGCAGAGCAGGCCGAACACCCCGCAGUUACCCCUCUCCCUGACCACCCAUGAACGCCAUCGGAGUUCUCCCCUGAUGGACGAGGAUGAGGAGGAGGCGGGGGACCACCAGGGGCAGCAGCAGCAGCAGGAGUCCAAAAGCGAUGGCAUGAAUGGCAGCUUGAACGAGGAGGAUCGCCACGAGAAAUCGCAGGAUGAGUUGCAGGACAACGACAAGGAGAACUCCAGUGCGGAGGACCGCCACCAGGAUGCGGAUGUCCAGCUGGAGUCCAACUCCAACCUGAAUAACAACAACCACAACAACAGCAGUUCGCACAACGACCAGGAUGUCAGCUCCACGCCGAAGAGAUCGACUCCCAAGGAGGAGGACGACGACCUGGACAUGGACGAGGACGAGGAGGACAACGAGAACGAUGCCAGUCACCUGGAUGAGUUCAGAUCGCCUUCCCCUGAUUUAAAUAGUGGGGUAGUGCCGCACAAGGAUCAGCUGCCCUUUCCCAUGGUUCCCAACUCGAUGUUCUCGCAGUCCUUCAUGUACAUGAGCCACUACAUCCCGGCUUUUGGCCAGGCGGCCGCAGGACAUCCGCACCAUCAUGCCGCAGCAGCAGCAGCCGCAGCUGGAAUGCAGCCGAAUGCCUUGAUGGGCGGUGGAGGCCUCAACCUGUCGAGCAUCUCGAAUGAGGAGCGGCGGAAGCGGAACAGGACCUUCAUCGAUCCCGUGACAGAGGUGCCCAAGCUGGAGCAGUGGUUCGCCAUGAACACCCAUCCCUCGCACAACCUCAUCCUCAAGUACACCGAGGACCUGAACACCAUGCCAUAUAGGCAAAAGUUCCCGCGAUUGGAGAGCAAGAACGUGCAGUUCUGGUUCAAGAACCGGAGGGCCAAGUGCAAGCGGCUCAAGAUGUCCUUGUACGACAGCAACCAGUGCGCCCAACUCGGGGGCCUCGGCUCCUUUGUGCCCAAGUACGAGGAGCGGGAUUAGACAGGACGAAGGACCGGAGUUUGAAAUCAAAAUUAGCAGCAUUUUUUCUUGUAAAUAGUCAAACGAGACACACACACACACACACAAAACCCAAUUUAAGCAGCGGAAAUCUUGGGCUGCAGCUAUGACAAAUACUAUACCAUAUACGAUAGCUCAUAAACAUGUAAUCCCCUAGUUUAGUCAACUCUAAGUAUUAUAGAACGAGAACUAACCCAGUUACGCGUUACCAGUUGCCCAGGAGCAUCUAGCGAAAAUUAGAGCAAAUAGAUAAAGCCACUUUUGUGUAAUACAGAUCUUGCAUGAACCAGUAUGACUAAUUUAUAGAGAGAACCCUAAUCCUACCCAGUAUACAACUCUCUACUUCUAUUUCUACCUAGUUACUAGCCAUCGAUAUAUAUAGAAUGAAAGAUAAUUGAUCAUAAAGGCCAGCUCUUUAAGAAUAAGCAAACCAAAGAAAGCCAAUUUUCGAGAAACGUAGUCGUAAAAGCGAUCUGCGAUCUGUAUAUAAUGUAUGUUAUCCCUUUGUUUCGGCUUUAGUUGCAUUUGUAUCUGCAGACUAGGUUACCGUUUACGUUUACCUUUACCUUUAAGUUUAAGUUUGAGUUGAUAACCAGUACGUUUAGUUGACCCGCCUUAUUUCGAGAAAGAACCUUCCCCCGCCUAGCACAUAUCCCUUUCGAUCCAUGCACAUAUAGGAUGUAUAACAUACGAUUCGUUGCUUUCGAAGUCUUGGUAUCUAAUACCAACCCCCAAAAACCGGCGACCCAAUCGGAUUCGGUUCGGGUUUUAUACCUUUCGUUGCUAUCCACUCCACUGUGAGCGUUUCGAUGGGAACUCGUAACUAAAUCCACACACACUGAAAUAAAAUGUUUUAUAAAUUGUUCCACUAGUUUCGUAAGCCUUCGCAUAGAUAAUAAACUUAAUUCAAGUAAUAUUGUAAUUUAUUGCAAGCAUCGAUACGCCAACACACACCACCACAAACAAAA
Molecule: messenger RNA, 4750 nt
Organism: Drosophila ficusphila
Lineage: Eukaryota; Metazoa; Arthropoda; Insecta; Diptera; Drosophilidae
Gene: dve
Biological process (GO): regulation of transcription by RNA polymerase II; chromatin remodeling
Molecular function (GO): RNA polymerase II cis-regulatory region sequence-specific DNA binding; DNA-binding transcription factor activity, RNA polymerase II-specific
Source: RefSeq, a predicted model, not a curated record